This is a messenger RNA of Mangifera indica (mango), 1404 nucleotides long. RefSeq names its product protein RETICULATA-RELATED 3, chloroplastic-like. The transcript is spliced from 2 exons. Lineage: Eukaryota; Viridiplantae; Streptophyta; Magnoliopsida; Sapindales; Anacardiaceae. Bases 122 to 1177 code for a protein of 351 amino acids. The record is from RefSeq and is a predicted model, not a curated record.
AUAUAUUACCUAGCCAUACUUCUGAGUCCACGCCUAUUCGCCGCCGCCUGCGAUCUUCUUCUUCUCCCUUUUCACUUUUCACUUCACUUUUCGCUCCUCUUCUAGAUUAAUCUCUUUUGAGAUGGCCCCGGUGGCUGGGCUUCGUUUCUCCGCCGUCUGUUCAACCAGACACAUCCCUAACCCUAAUGUUGCUGACAAUAAAAAAAUCUCAGCUUUUCCUUACAAGCUUCCCGAUAUUCCCCUCCCAUUUGCUGGGAAUCAGUCUCUUCGCUUGUUUUCCAAUAAUAAAAUUCCCAAUCCCAUACUGAAGCCGCUUGCAUCAACUGGUGGCGGUGGCGGCAAUGACGGUGGAGCGGGACACGGGAAAUGUGGUGGAGGAGGCGGUGACGGGAAUAGUGGAGAUGGGAAUUUUGAGAGUGGAGGAGAUUUUGGUCCGUUGGGCAUUUUAUCUAAUGGGUGGAGAUCAAGAGUUGCAGCUGACCCGCAAUUCCCUUUUAAGGUUUUGAUGGAACAGUUGGUUGGUGUUACAGCUAGUGUUCUUGGCGACAUGGCGUCCCGUCCAAAUUUUGGUCUCAAUGAGUUAGAUUUUGUUUUUUCAACUCUUGUGGUUGGGUCCAUUUUGAAUUUCAGUCUUAUGUAUAUGUUGGCUUCAACAGUGUCUUCAACUGUUAAUACUUUGCCUGGGAUCUUUGCGAGUUGCCCAACUGGUCACAUGUUUGAGCCUGGUGCUUAUGGGUUGAUGGACAGAUUUGGCACAUUUGUGUUCAAAGGGGUUUUGUUUGCUUCUGUUGGUUUCGCAUCUGGGCUUGUGGGCACUGCCAUUUCAAAUGGGUUGAUCAAGCUGAGGAAGAAGAUGGAUCCCGCAUUUGAACCUCCAAACAAGCCUCCACCCACUGUUUUGAAUGCUCUUACAUGGGCUGCUCACAUGGGUUUUAGCAGUAAUCUCAGGUACCAGACACUGAAUGGGAUAGAAUUUUUGCUGGCCAGGAUUGUUCCUGAUGUUGUUUUCAAGUCCUCGGUGUUGGUUUUGAGAUGCUUGAAUAAUGUAGUCGGAGGGAUGACGUUUGUGAUGUUAGCCAGAAUCACUGGUUCACAGGGUGCUAAUAAUGAGAAGUCAGUGGCAGAGCUGGCGGAGGAGAAGCAAAACUUGGUGGGUGAGAGUAAAAAGGACUUGUGAAGCAACCAGUCGACUUGAUCAUGGUGAGAUAAUGUUAUGUGUUUUUAUCGGUCAUUUCUUGGCUUUUCAUAACUUGGAUAUGUCAUAGUACAGUAGCAACAAGGUCCAAGAUGCGUAGAUGUUUAGCUUUACAAUUGUUCUGAGCUUGUUUUAAGGAUAGCACCAACUGAACCCAACUCAACUGAGAUGUUUUCUCUGGUUUAUGUUAUUUGAUUUUUUUUGGUUUA